GGAAUGAAAUUCGUAUAAAGACGUAUAAGCGUUCGAGUGUUUGCUCUGGCUCAUUAUUAAACAUUUCAACAGACUAAAAUAUAUUAAGGAACAAAUUUCGUGUUUCAUACUCAGUAUAUGGCGCAGACAAUUCUUCAGCGUGAAUCUGCAGAAUGCUCAAAUAAACAAGUAAACUUCCUUAGAGAAAAACUCGCAAGUGUGCAAAUUCUGGAAAAUUACUGCACAGGAUACAUUGAUGGAACGGUGGAGCAAAUGGAAGAACUUCUUGAACAGUUUCAGGUAAUUGAUUCUAUCUCGUUUGUGAAAGCUGACAACCACUCAAAAACAAGGGGCAAUAAACGUUUUUCACUUACAGCACCGCCAGUGUUUGAAAGCAAGAAGGAAAUAUUCCAAUUGAGUUUUUGGAAAUCCGUUUUGAUUGUGAGCAACGAAACAAGACAUUGUUUACAUGGGAGCGCGAAAGACAGCAGAGGCACUCGCAGACACGACGUAAAAAGUGACCAUGAUUAUGAAGAAAAGGGACGGAUUCGAUUACAGAACAGUAAAAAACUGGAUUGUCCAGCACAAGUGCAAAUAAGACAAGUCAGAGUAUUUCUCGACUACUACAUCGAUCGAGAACAAUUUACAUCAGAAAACAGCUUGGUUAUGGCAAAACGGAGAGUAUUUAGAGCGAUUAAGGGAAAAAUGGAUAACGAUUCCUCCUCACAACUUCGCGCCAGCAGUCAAUUUUACCUAAAAAUACCUCUUAGUAGUGCUCAUUCAAGUCACGCCAUUGGUGCCACGGCAACAGUUGGGCAGCGAAUGGAUUACCGACUGGUCACGAAAGUUUAUAGUUUGGUAAAACGCAAUGUAAUUAAAAUCUCAGAAGUCAAAAGGUGUCUUGAUCAAUACGUUGAAGAGACUUUAUUUCCACAAGACGGACAAAAGGCUACACCGCGCAAGACAAAUAAACGGUACUGUCCAAAUAAAAAGGAUAUUCGAAACCACGUAGCAAAAGCAAUAGAGUCCCUUAAGGACUGCAAAGACGAUCAAGAGUCCCUGCGCAGGAAGGUAGAAACCUGGAAACAGAAUUCUCCAAGCAGCAAGUUUUUCUACCGCACAAGAGAUAACGCUUCCAGAAACGAUAUUCCUCCAAAGAAGGAUAAAAAGUUUUUGUUUGUGCAUCACGAGCAUUGGCAACAACGAAUGUUGAUUCGUUAUGGCGAACAAUUGUGUCUCAUGGACACCACAUACAAAACAACAAAGUACGCAUUACCGCUUUUCUUUGUGUGCGUUCAUUCAAACGUUGGCUACAAAGUUGUGGCUGAAUUUAUGUGCCAGACGGAGACCGAAGAAGCCAUAGAAGAGGCUCUGGCUAUUAUAAAAGGAUGGAAUCCAGUAUGGAACCCAAAAUAUUUUAUGGUGGAUUACUCAUUAGCAGAAAUAGGCGCGAUAGAAAAAAGUUUUCCCGAUGUACAGGUUUAUGUUUGCGAUCUUGAACAAAACUUUCCCACAGAAAAUGGUUUGCCUCUUCGAUUGAGUCCUGUGAAAAAAAAAUUAAAGGUUACCGAUACAAAAUACCAUCAAAUUUUUCAUAAGGCCCUACCUCCCAGACGACGCAAGACAAAAAAAUCUACACCAUUUACAAUAGAUCUUACUAAUGUGGGCGAUGAAAUGGCACAAGUGGCCACUAAUGUGCAAAACCAGGAGAUUGAAAAAAGAAAUUCAAGCAGUGUUGACGUCUCAGCUGAGCACAAGGCAAAUCCACUGGAUUGCUUACUGAAUGCCUCUCUAAAUGGAAUUAAGUUAGGUGAUCAAAUGCUAGAAUUUGGACCAAACAAAGUGACUCUUCAGGAUUUAUGGACCCUCAUUCCACCAAAUGAGAUGACUAAAUAUGCUGCCACACUAAUUGAAAAUAAAACUGUGGCACCUGGAUGGCUUAGUGAUACAUUUAUCAACGCUUUCUUAUGGAAACUUUCAUGUGAAUAUCCUGGUGUCCUACCAGCAGAAUCAUAUGUAUGUCAGUUGGUGCAACGAGGAUCUAAUACACGUCGACUGUGGGCAGAUCAAAAUUUCAUGGCAAUUUACAAAAUAAUAUUUCCUCUCAAUAUGUCUGGGAGCCAUUGGACACUUUUGGUAAUCGACAAACAAAAAGAGAUGGUAUACUACCUUGAUCCUAUGGAAGGUCAUGUAGAAGAAGUUAUCAGUGAGGCAACAAGAGUUGAACUUUCACAGUUUAUCAAAAGCAUUUGUGCCCUUGUUGAUCUAAAAAGUGGGUGGAACACAUCAACUUGGUCUAUUAUUCAGCCUUCACACUAUGUGCAAGAGGAUGGGUUUAACUGUGGAAUAAUUAUUUGCCUGUUUGCUGAAUAUCUGAGUCAAAAUCUUGACAUAAAUGCAAAGUUUGACAUGAGAAAAGUGAGGCAGCAUGUGACUUCAACGAUUAUGGGUUCUUGCUAUGAUGACAUUUAUGAGAGAAAUAGUUUGGUAUGCAAGAUUUGCAAGAUAGAUGAUGGUGAAGACUGGUUGGGAUGUGAUUCAUGUGGGUAGUACUUUCAUGCAAGUUGUCUGAAUGUUGACUUUGGACAAACUCUGACAGAGUACUUUGCUUGCCCAUAAUCAGACAUGACAAUUGUAUAAUAAUACAAAACAUAAAUUGUAAGAUUUAAAAGUGCCGAAUAAAAAAGACUUACCGAUUAGAA
Molecule: messenger RNA, 2681 nt
Organism: Xenia sp. Carnegie-2017
Lineage: Eukaryota; Metazoa; Cnidaria; Anthozoa; Malacalcyonacea; Xeniidae
Exons: 12
Coding region: 118-2529 (803 amino acids)
Biological process (GO): proteolysis
Molecular function (GO): cysteine-type peptidase activity; DNA-binding transcription factor activity
Source: RefSeq, a predicted model, not a curated record